GAAGAGAAUCUUUCUCAUUUCUUUAUUACGUCCAAAGGAGAGACAGUACCAUCUUCAUCAUCAUCAUCACCACCUCUCUCUCUCUCUCCCUCUCUCUGAGAGAGAUUUCAAAAGCAGACCGUCCUCUUCUUCAUCACGUUCAUACUUCACCGGCUACCGGAGAUGGAGAUUCGGGAGAAGCUCCUCAAGUUCAGGUUCCACAUCGUCUUCGCCUUCGUUUUCUCUCUCCUCACUUUCUCUCUCGUCACCUACUCUCCCGGUUUCCUCACCGUCUUGUCCUACUUCUGGCCUCUCCUUCUCUCCACUGCUCUCUUCCUCGCCGCCGUUCUCUUCUUCGCUCGCACCUCCGGUAACUUUCCGGCGACCUCCUCCGCCGCCGGAGAAGGUAGCUUCGCCUUCAAGGCCGCGGCAGAGGGCAUCCUCGACUACGUCGUCUCCGGUGAACUCGAAGAGCCACUCCUCCACACCAGCUUCGCUAAUCUCGACUAGUUUGAAUUGCACGUGAUCUGUUUGUUUGUUUCUCCUCUUUUUUUUUUUUUGGGAAUGUUAGAGAAAUUUUAAAAAAUGUAAUAUUUACGGAGAAUAAAUCUUGAUUUACGUGAUUUUAUUUAUUUUUUA
This is a messenger RNA of Tarenaya hassleriana, 618 nucleotides long. RefSeq lists its product as uncharacterized. The record is from RefSeq and is a predicted model, not a curated record. The transcript has a single exon. NCBI's taxonomy places the organism in Eukaryota, Viridiplantae, Streptophyta, Magnoliopsida, Brassicales, Cleomaceae. Bases 163 to 489 code for a protein of 108 amino acids.